CGUGCUUGUAACAGGUGUACCCAAGAAAACAGGUAACCGCUCCUACUUUUGAGAAGCCAGAAUAUGGUGUGCUUGUGUCAAAGAAACAGAACAUCAUUUGUGCAUUUCACUAGGAAUCAAUGACUUUUCCAAAAUGCAAAGAAAGGAAUAGGCAGCACCUUUCACAUUGAGAGAGAACAACUUUCCAAAGGAUUUGUUGGAAUAAGAAAAGCCAACAACAACAAGCCAGACAUGGUCGAAUCAUAAAUGUAGGCUAAAUCUGAGGAUCUAUACUACUUUUAGCCUAGACGUUUUUUUUUUACAUUCCUGUCUUGGAUUUGACACUGGAUGAAAGAAAGUUCACUGUCUGGGAUAAGAUCAUAAACGGUUAAGUUAAGUGGAAAUUGGACCAAUGUCACAACAAAUUCCAGCAUCAGAAUAGACCACAAACCUCUGUCUCCAGAUCUAUCAAGGCGGGUGGACCAUUCCACCGAACCGGGGAGAAUGACACCACUGCUAUGGAUCCUUUGUAGUUUCAUCGCUGUGGUGCAGGGGGACUUUGUGGAGCCCUCUCCCCCGUACUCCUUCGACUCCCUGGCUGAGGCUGACACCCGGCUGCCCUGCCAGUUCAAGGUGGAAGUGGGCCAGGUGGUGGUUCAGGUCACCUGGACCAAGGAGAAAGCAGAUGGCACCAAGGACCAGAUCAUCACAGUACACCACACCGACGGACACACAGAGUUUGGUCAGUACUCAGGGCGUGUGCGGUUCAGCAGCAGGAAACCCACCGUGGACUCAUCCCUGAUCAUCAUGAACACCGUUGAGUCAGAUGAGGGCAGGUACAACUGUCACAUCAGCACCUUCCCCUCGGGGAACUUCGAACGACAGCUGUCACUCACCGUGUGGACCACGCCCAUCUCCUCCCUGGACCCUGUGAUCCUUGUCGAAGGCCAGUCCUUCCAAUUGGCUGCAUCCUGCCGCUCUGUGGCCCGCCCUCCGCCCCACCUCUCCUGGGACACAGAACUACCAGGCCAAUCACACAACAGGAGUUUGGAGGGUGGUUCAGUCUCCACCCACUUCUCUCUGCAUCCCCUGAGGAGUAUGGAUGGGAAGAGGCUGGACUGUCUGGUGAAGCACCCGGCUCUGAAGGGACCACGCAGGAUCACCAACAACCUGGUGGUGCACUAUCCUCCCAAUGCAGAGAUCUCUGGUUUUGAUCAGAACUGGUAUGCUGGUCUGGAGGAAGCUGCCCUCAGUUGUGUCAGUGGAGGAAACCCCAAACCACAGAGUUUCAAUUGGACCAGAAAGGGCGGAGACUUACCAGAGGGCGUGACCACAGGGAAUGGAUCCUUGCUGUUUAAUCGGCCCCUCGUCCUGACGGAUGCUGGCAUCUACCAAUGUGUGGCCAUGAACUCUGUGGGGGCGGAUAACGCAGAGGUGGAGAUCACUGUGACAGAGUUGCCUCAGAAGCAGGCGUCGUUCGACAGUCUCCUGAUGGUAAUAGUGGGAGGAGUGGCCGGAGUACUGCUUCUAGUCAUGAUCAUCAUAGUCAUCUCUGUGACCCGUCACCACAAACGCAAGAACAAGAAACUGUCGAGGGAACUCACUGUGAAGAAGGAGGAGAUCAGUACUCUCUCCAGACAGGCAUCUUUCAGGAAAAUGAACUCAGUCAGUAUGGACACUAGAGGACAGACAGAGGAGGAUAUCCCUCUCAGAGUGGAGGGGACACUGCGGACCAGUCUGUCCUCCGUAGUGGAGCAAGGGCGCAUUAGGGAGAGUCGAUCUACUCUGGUAGGGAGCGGGGGGCUAGACUACCUGGGUCGACCUGUUCUGUACAAUUCUUCACGAAGAGGGAGGGAGAGCAGAGCCAUGGACAGAGAGGAGGAGAACAGACUUAGGGUGGAGUCAAAUGAGCAGAACAGCACCAUGUCUUUGUCAAACCAUCUCCACCCCCCUCUCCAACCCUCUCCCUUCCCCAUGGAACAGUCCGUCGAGCUGCUGAGGUCCCUGACCGGCAGUGCCAUCAUCCCAAUGGAGUGGGGUUUACAUAUACGACAGGGGCCCGGUAGCAGGAACACCCACUCCCCUCUCAGUUGCAACAAUCCUCCCAUCACAGACGACGAAGAUGAGGAUGAAGGUGUGGAGGGGGAGUGGGAAACGUGCCCCAGGGUGAGUCCGUUGGAUCAGGGGAGGUCAGAAGACCAGGACAGCAAGACCAACAGUUCUCAGAUCUCAGAAGUAGAAUGUGGACUCAACCCUCACUUCCAGCAGAACAAUGGAACAUUGAGACCCAAACCGCUCCCCAAAUACCAGCCCAAUGGCAUCCUCCUCACCUCAUCACCACACGCCUCCUUCAUCCACAAGGCCCAGAUUGUAUAGGGCGGUGGUGCUGGCUAAGGGCCCGAUGACAUAUUAUACGAUGAGGCACACUUUGCUACACAACACCACUCUAACAGUGCUUUGUAUGUGAUUGGUUGUGACUGUUUGGGAUACAAGGUCGUUGGUGGCAUACCUCGGUGGCAGCCAGUUUACCUACUUUUCACUUCUGAAAUAUACCUCCACCUUCGCCUCAAGCGCUCAGACAUUUAUGAUCAGCAAGUAAAGCUUCUUUCAAGAAAGACUCCUUGGCGUAGAGAUACAAAUAAGUAACACAUACAUAUCACAGGGGAGAAGCUGGACACGUGUGAGGUCAAAUUAAAAGCACAUGAAUGUCAGGUUGGACAUAGACAGACAAAAGUAGUCUUUGUAUCACAGCAAUAAUAAUCCCUCCAGGCCCAGGAAGCAUCAAACUGAGAGGAACUAAAAGACUGCCGUGCUUUAUUAUUGUAAAGCUUUUUUGCUACAACGACUUGGUGACAGGACUAAGGUGCAAGAUUAGAAUAUCAACUACGCACCAAUAGAGCCUGCCUAGUGGAAUCCAUGUUGGCGAACUUCCACCCUCCUUCCUUCUAGAUGAGGAUACAUCCCGUAGUGUUCUGUUCACCCUAAGACGGAGUCCAUCUUUUUGACUUGACGUGUGGCAGGAGUUUAUCUGGAGAAUACCCCUCCUUGCCAUGAAACGUGGGUGUGCACAAACUUUGAACUCGCUGUAGUCUAAGAUGUCAAAAGCUGAAGACUGCAUUUUAGACAAGAGGUUCAAAAAAAGCAUCUGACACCUGAGCACAGUGAGAGCCUAUGUGUAAAUGUACUAGAAGUGGGAAAAAGUAUUGUUCUUCUAUUUUCUUACGCCACAGACAAGAUAACUGCAAUAUGCCUUUGUUUGUAUGAAUACAGUAAAAAUAGCCUUUGCUUUGUAGGCCAAAAUAGUAUUAUGUUUGAAUCUACUGUAUUAUAAUGACUUGAGUGCGGCCAAAAUGACACUUUAUUCCCUACAUAAUGCACUACUUUUGACCAGAGCCCUAUGAGCCCUGGGCAAAAGUAGUGCACUAGAUAGGGAAUAGGAUGUAAUUUCAUGCUGUACAUAAGUGUUUCUUUCAUGCCAUGUUCCUGGGAAAAUCUUACUGUAUUUCACACGUUUGUACACAUUUACUUGUAAUUCAGUGGAGGCUGGAGGGAGGAGCUAUAGGAGGAUGGGUUCAUUGUAAUGGCUGGAAUGGUAUAGAUGGAACGGAGUCAAACAUGUGGUUUCCAUAUGUGCGAUGUGUUUCAUACCGUUCCAUCAUUCCUUUUCAGCCAUUACAAUGAGCCAGUCCUCCUAUAGCUCCUCCCAUCAGCCUCCACUGCUGUAAUUGUAUUUUAUGCACAGGCUUCCAUGUAUGAAACGUUGGACUCACACACACAUUCUUCUUUAGGAGAGCAGUGGUAUCAUUCCGUGGUUUUUAACUCUUUUCCUUUGUAUAAUACUGUAACGCUAUCUCUAAGUGAAUGUAUUACCUACAUGCACUGAGUGUACAAAACAUUAUGAACACCUGCUCUUUCCAUGACAUAGACUGACAAGGUGAAUCCAGGUGAAAGCUGUGAUCCCUUAUUGAUGUCACUUGUUAAUCCACUUCAAUCAUUGUAGAUGAAGGGGAGGAGACAGGUUAAAGAAGUAUUUUUAAGCCUUGAGACAAUUGAGACAUGGAUUGUGUUUAUGUGCCAUUCAGAGGGUGAAUGGACAAGACAAAAGAUUUAAGUGCCUUUAAACUGGGUAUGGUAGUAGGUGCCAAUGCGUACCGGUUUGUGUUAAGAACUGCAAUGCGGCUGGGUUUUUCACGCUCAACAGUUUUCAAUGUAAGUAGUCCGGGUGGCCAUUUAAUUAACUGUUCAGAAGUCUUAUGGAUUGGGGGUAGAAGCUGUUAAAGAGCCUUUUUGUCCUAGACUUGGCGUUCUGGUACCACUUGCCGUGCGGUAGCAGAGAGAACAGUCUAUGAUUUGGGUGACUGGAGUCUUUGACAAUUUUUGGGCCUUAUUUAUGUACUGGACCGUACGCACUACCCUCUGUAGCGCCUUACGGUCAGAUGCCAAGCAGUUGCCAUACCAGUUGGUGAUGCAACCGGUCAGGAUGCAACCGGUCACUUUUCGAGGAUCUGGGGACCAAUGACAAAUCUUUUCAGUCUCCUGAGGGAGAAAAGGUGCCGUCGUGCUCCACUUCACAACUGUCUUGGUGUGUUUGGACCAUGAUAGCCUUUCAAAGCACCUCAUGGCUACGGACGUGAGUGCUACGGGUCCGUAGUCAUUUAGGCAAGUUGCCUUCGUGUUCUUGGGCACAGGGACUAUGGUGGUCUGCUUGAAACAUGUUGAUAUUACAGACUCAAUCAGAGACAUGUUGAAAAUGUCAGUGAAGACACCUGCCAGUUGGUCAGCACAUGCACGGAGCACACGUCAUGGUAAACCGUCUGGCCCCGCAGCCUUGUGUAUGUUGACCUGUCUAAAGGUCUUAUUCACGUCGGCUACGGAGAGUGUGAUCACACAGUCGUCCGGAACAGCUGAUGCUCUCAUGCAUGCCUCAGUGUUGCUUGCCUCGAAGCAAGCAUAGAAGUGAUUUAGCUCGUCUGGUAGGCUUGUGUCACUGGGCAGCUCGUGACUGUGCUUCCCUUUGUAGUCUGUAAUAGUUUGCAAGCCCUGCCACAUAAGAAGAGUGUCAGAGUUUUGAGGGAGCCUGCAAUUUGCAUGCUAACUGCAGGAAUGUUCACCAGAGUUGUUGCCAGAGAAUUGACUUAAUUUCUCUACCAUAAGCCGCCUCCAAUGUUGUUUUAGAGAAUUUGGCAGUACGUCCAACUGACCUCACAACUGCAGACCACGUGUAUGGCGUUGUGUGGGCGAGCGGUUCCCCAUGGUGGCAGGAGGGUUAUGGUAUGGACAGCCCAAAAUCCUGAGGCCCAUUGUGUCAUUCAUCCACCGCCAUCACCUCAUGUUUCAGCAUGAUAACGCACGGCCUCAUGUCGCAAGGAUCUGGACACAAUUCCUGGAAGCUGAAAUGUCCCAGUUCUUCCACGGCCUGCAUACUCACCAGAAAUGUCACCCAUGUAUGACAGCGUGUUCCAGUUUCUGCCAAUAUACAGCAACUUCGCACAUUGAAGAGGAGUGGGAAAACAUUCUACAGGACACAAUCAACAGCCCGAUCAACUAAAUGCGAUGGAGAUGUGUCAUGCUGCAGAAAGCAAAUGGUGGUCACACUCACACCAGAUACUGACUGCUUUUCUUAUCCACACCCCUAUCAUAUCUGUAUUCCUAGUCAUGUGAAAUCCAUAGAUUAGGGCCUAAUUUAUUUAUUUCAAUUGACUGAUUUCCUUAUAUGAACUGUAACUCAGAAAAAUAUUUGAAACUGUUGCAUGUUGCGUUUAUUUUUGUUUUUAUAUUUUUGUUUAUAUCAACCCGGGUAUUUUUUUUACAUGACAGACAUUAUCAAUCAAAUGUAUUUAUAAAGCCCUUACAUCAGCUGAUGUCACAAAGUGCUGUACAGAAACCCAGCCUAAAACCCCAAACAGCAAGCAAUGCAGGUGAAGAAGCAUGGUGGCAAGGAAAAGAGCCUAGGAAGAAACCUAGAGGAACCAGGUUAUGAGGGGUGGCCAGUCCUCUUUUUGGCUGUGCCGGGUGGAGAUUAUAACAGAACAUGGCCAAGAUGUUCAAAUGUUCAUAGAUGACCAGCAGGGUCAAAUAAUAAUAAUCACAGUGGUUGUCGAGGGUGCAACAGGUCAGCACUUCAGGAGUAAAUGUCAGUUGGCUUUUCAUAGCCGAUCAUUUAGAGUAUCUCUACCGCUCCAGCUGUUUCUAGAGAGAUAAAAACAGCAGGUCUGGGACAGGUAGCACGUCCGGUGAACAGGUCAGGGUUCCAAAGCCGCAGGCAGAACAGUUUAAACUGGAGCAGCGGCACAACCAGGUGGACUGGGGACAGCAAGGAGUCAUCAGGCGAGGUAGUCCUGAGGCAUCGUCCUAGGGCUCAGGUCCUCUGUGUGUGUGUGUGUGUGUGUGUGAGUGCGAGAAUACUUAAAUUCACACAGGACACCGGAGAAGACAGGAGAAAUACUCCAGAUGUAACAGACUAACCCUAGCCCCCCGACACAAACUACUGCAACAUAAAUACUGGAUGCUAAGACAGGAGGGGUCGGGAGACACUGUGGCCCCGUUGGACGAUAUCCCUGGACAGGACCAAACAGGAAGGAUAUAACCCCACCCACUUUGCCAAAGCACAGCCCCCACAGCACUAGAGGGAUAUCUCCAACCACCAACUUACCAUCCUGAGACAAGGCCGAGUAUAGCCCACGAAGAUUUCCCCCACGGCACAACCCAGGGAGGGUGCAAACCCGGACUGGAAUAUCACGUCAGUGACUCAACCCACUCAAGUGACGCACCCCUCCUAGGGACGGCAUGGAAGAGCACCAGUAAGCCAGUGACUCAGCCCCUGUAAUAGGGUUUGAGGCAGAGAAUCCAGGUUGAGAGAGGGGAACCAGCCAGGCAGAGACAGCAAGGGCUGUUCGUUGCUCCAGUGCCUUUCCGUUCACCUUCACACUCCUGGGCCAGACUGCACUCAAUCAUAGGUCCUACUGAAGAGAUGAGUCUUCAAUAAAGACAUUACCGUUGUUGAUAAGCCAUCUGUCAUCAGGCAGUAACUCGGGUCAAGCUAAUUUUAGGUUGUCACUUGUUACCACAGCCACAAAGUCAUGAAGCCAGUUACUCAAUUUCCCUUCUUUUUUAAAAUCAGAUGUAAUAUUUAACCCUAACCACACUGCUAACCUUAUGCCUAACCCUAACCUUCAAUUAAGACUUAAAAGCACAUUUUUGUUUUCAUUAAUUUUUAUAAGUGGACUGGAGGCAGAGUAUGAAAGGGAUAACGAAUCCAGUUGUUUGUGUCAUCCGUUUUGGGAAAGUACCUGCGUAAUUGCACACCCAGCUCACUCCGGUGCUUCACUUUAUCACAUUUGACAUUGUCCGUAAGGUUGAGUUCAUUUGCACACAAAAGAAAUCAUACAAUGAUGGAAAGACAUGUGUGUUGUCCUUGUUAAUGCAGACAGAAAAGAGCUUCAACUUCUUAAUCAUAGCCUCAAUUUUGACCCGCACAUUGAAUAUAGUUGUGGAGAGUCCCUGUAAUCCUAGAUUCAGAUCAUUCAAGUGAGAAAAAACAUCACCCAGAUAGGCCAGUCGUGUGAGAAACGUGUCAUCAUUCAACCGGUCCGACAAGUGAAAAUUAUGGUCAGUAACAAAAACUUUAAGCUAGUCUAUCAAUUAAAAAAAAAAAACGUAUACUUUGCCCCUUGAUAACCUGCGCACUUCUGUAUGUUGUAAAAAGCGUUACAUAGUCGCUGCCCAUAUCAUUGCAUAACGCAGAAAAUACACGAGAGUUCAGGGGCCUUGCUUGAACAAAGUCUAACUUUUUCACUGUAGUGUCCAAAACGUCUUUCAACAAUGGGCAUUCCCUUGGCAGCAAGAGCCUCUUGGUGGAUGCUGCAGUGUACCCAAGUGGCAUCGGGAGCAACUGCUUGCACAUGCGUUACCACUCCACUAUGUCUCUCUGUCAUGGCUUUUGCGCCAUCAGUACAGAUACCAACACAUCUUGACCAUCAAAGUCCAUUUGAUGUCACAAAGCUGUCCAGCAGUUCAAAAAUAUCCUCUCAUGUUUUCCUUGUUUCCAGUGUUUUGUAGAAAAGGAUGUCUUCCUUAAUUGAUUCCCGAUAAACGUAACGGACAUAUACCAGGAGCUGUACCAGGCCCACCACGUCUGUUGACUCAUCCAGCUGUAACGCAUAUAAUUCACUGGCUUAUAUGCGAAGCAGUAAUUGUUUCAAAACAUCUCAUGCCAUGUCACUGAUGCUCAAGAAACAGUGUUGUUUGAUGAAGGCUUUAUCUGUAGUUCUUUUGGCCUUUUCCCCCAGCCAUAACCGCAGCAGCAGGAAGAAUUAAAUCCUCACAAUAGUAUGGGGCUUGCCUGUCCUAGCCACUCAGUGGCUCACCAUAUAAGACACUUCUAGCCCCUUCUUAUUAAUAGCAUCUGUUGCUUUUAUACAUGUCUUACUACUCGAAAGUAAUCUUUAUUCUCACUCAAAAAACUCCUGUGGCUUAUUUUUCAAAUUGUCAUGUUUUGUUUCUAAAUGCCUGCACAAGAGUGAAGGAUUCCCGUCAGAGAGUAACGGUUAAUGUGAUUGGAUGUUAAUUAUUUGACUAGGCUACCUGUACUUGACAUUGUGUUGUUAUUUCGCUGACCACUAGAUGGUUUAAUUUUUAUUUUUGGCAGUGAAACUAAGCUACUCAGGCAAGAAAAAAACCUCCCAAAUGUAUAGCCCAAACCAAACCCAAAUGUAUAGCCCUGUUGGAAAAUAUAAAUCUUCUGUUUGUUUAUAUAUAUAUAGGACCUUAUCUUUCAAAGAAAAUGUGUAAAAAUCCAAAUAAUUUCACAGAUCUUCAUUAUAAAAGGGGUUAAACACUGUU
This is a messenger RNA of Oncorhynchus nerka (sockeye salmon), 8820 nucleotides long. RefSeq names its product nectin-4-like. Gene Ontology annotation, cellular component: adherens junction. The record is from RefSeq and is a predicted model, not a curated record. Bases 484 to 2355 code for a protein of 623 amino acids. Gene Ontology annotation, biological process: homophilic cell-cell adhesion; heterophilic cell-cell adhesion. The transcript has 12 exons. Lineage: Eukaryota; Metazoa; Chordata; Actinopteri; Salmoniformes; Salmonidae.